UCUAGAAUCGCAGAACCCUUACCCUAAACCUCAAAAUGUCUUCUUCCAUUGCUCCCCGCCAAGCCCGUCACCUCUUCAACUCGGCCGCCGCCGCCGCCGCCUCAUCCUCCACCGCCACUUUUGCAACCGCAGCCGUCUCCGUGGACUCCACCGCAACUACUCCUAUCACAUCAGGCAUUACCGCUUCCAAAGCCAAAUCGAAACUCAAAGCCGAAUUCGAUCCAGACAAGGCAUUUCAAAUCUACUCUUCCUUGUCUAACCACUACACUUCCCCUGUCUAUUCUCGCUAUGCACAGGAUCUCACCGUCAAGCGUCUCGCCAGCUCCCGUCGAUUUGAUGAUAUUGAAAAGCUCCUUGAAGCUCACAAGGAGAAUCCCAAGAUCAAGGAGGAACCUUAUUUAUCAACUCUCAUCAGAUCUUAUGGACUCGUUGGAAUGACUGAUCACGCCCUGAAAACAUAUCAUCAACUUGAGGAACUGGGUACGCCUCGGUCAACAAUCUCGUUUAAUGCUCUCCUAUCGGCUUAUAUUCAAUCGAGUAAGUUCGAUGAUGUCCUCAAGCUGUUUGAAGAAAUGCCUAAGAGGUAUGGGUUUUCUCCUUGUAAAAUUUCAUACGGUGUGCUUGUUAAGUCAUUUUGUGAGGCGGGACAGCCUGAUUCCGCUAUGGAAACGUUGAAGGAAAUGGAAAUGAAGAAGAUUGAAAUCACUAAUGUUACUUAUACCACUAUCAUGAGUGCCUUCUAUAAACAGGGGAAGGCUGAAGAGGGUGAGAAAAUCUGGGAUGAGAUGGUGAAGAAAGGGUAUACACUUGAUGCUACUGCUCAUAAUGUUCGCCUUAUGCAUGCCAGUGGUGGGGAUCCUGAAAGUGUGAAGGAGUUGAUUGAUGAAAUGACCAAUUCAGGGAUCAAACCAGACACGAUUAGUUACAAUUACCUAAUGACAAGUUACUGCAAGGCUGGGAAGAUGGAUGAGGCUAAGGAAGUUUACAAUAAAUUGGAAGAGUAUGGAUGCAAACCAAAUGCCACGACUUUUCGGGCAUUGAUAUUUCAUAUGUCCAAACACGGGAGGUUCGUUCAAGGCUACAGGGUUUUCAAGAACAGCGUGAAGUUCAACAAAAUCCCUAAUUUUGGGACCUUGCAACAUUUGAUGAGAGGUCUGGUUAAGCCGGAGACAAUGAAGGAAGCCAAGGGGAUGUCUCGAACAAUUAAGAAGAAGUUCCCUCCCAAUGUGUUGAAUGCUUGGGCCAAGCUUGAGAAGGAACUUGGUUUGUAUUCUGAUAAUAAUAAUACCAGUACUAGAGCUACUACUACUACUCCUGCUGAAAGAAAAGAUGAUGAUGAUGAUGAUGAAGAAGAAGAUAAAGCAGCAGCAGCAGCUCCACUACCAUAAGCUUUGCUAGUUACUCCUUGGGAUUCAAAUUUCAUUAUCAAUCUCAUGGCAAGUUGAUCACUCCUUUCUACUUAAUCUUUUUAGUAUCUAUCAAUUGCUUUUCUUUUUUGGUCAGUCCUGAGAAAUAAUCAAUGAGGAUCAUGAUUUGUAAUGGUGAAAACUGCUCACUUUAAUAUGUUUAGUGCAAAAAGGUACAAUCUUUUGUUAGUGGUGCAAGCAGAAUUUAGGCAAGAUUGAUUUUCUGUUUGACAUAUACUGCCUUCUUGCUUCUUCUCUGUGUAUCAUUUUCAACUAUAAUACAUGCAUGCCUGUUUUAUUUCUA
Molecule: messenger RNA, 1710 nt
Organism: Impatiens glandulifera
Lineage: Eukaryota; Viridiplantae; Streptophyta; Magnoliopsida; Ericales; Balsaminaceae
Product: pentatricopeptide repeat-containing protein At4g36680, mitochondrial-like
Exons: 1
Coding region: 36-1388 (450 amino acids)
Molecular function (GO): protein binding
Source: RefSeq, a predicted model, not a curated record